Messenger RNA from Aspergillus neoniger CBS 115656, 713 nucleotides. RefSeq lists its product as uncharacterized. The record is from RefSeq and is a predicted model, not a curated record. Bases 61 to 309 code for a protein of 82 amino acids. The transcript has a single exon. NCBI's taxonomy places the organism in Eukaryota, Fungi, Ascomycota, Eurotiomycetes, Eurotiales, Aspergillaceae.
CUCGGCUGUGUGUUUAGAGUUUACUACAUCAGGUCACCAGUCUACUUGCAGAAACAUCGCAUGUGCUUCAUGAUUGCAAGUGAUCCACCUGGACGUGAACACCAGCGUCUAGAAUGUGAGCACUGCAGAGCAGGUUCGGUCACCAGUUUCAUCAAACUUUUCUUGUUGGCUUGUACUGUGAAUGAAGGGAAUAUAUUCUCCCUGGAAUGGGAUACAUCAAGGGUCUCUGACCCUUGGCCACUUCCCAGCAGGGGAUAUGGUGCUGCCUCGGGACUCUCGCCUAAAGGAUAUUUACUGUACGUUGACUGAAGACAUUAUUUUGCGCCUGGCUUCUCUUCACACAAACCCAGGAGACACUGUAGUACCGGUUGGUUAUCAAUGCUAUUCAUACUAUUGCCGCCGAGAGUGACAGCCUCUAUAAUAAGACGCUUCACUUUUACGGAGAAUGACGACCUAGACACUUUUCAUGCUGCCUCGCUGGGCAGCUGAAAAGUCAAUACGCGGUUAUUGAUGUUUGCCUAUGAUUGUUGAUUGUACUGUCUUCAUUCGGGAUAGUGAAUCGACCGGCUGGGAUGCUCGAAUUGGAGAGAUGCACUGCGAAGAGUCAGUGGAAAGGACUGUCAGUUUAUGAUCUCUUAAAACAUGCUGGCUGCAAGUAACUGUGGACUCUAGGAGCAGGUAAUAAUAGGGUAUUAAUAGCGCGCCCGAUCGGC